Messenger RNA from Tuber aestivum (summer truffle), 5263 nucleotides. NCBI's taxonomy places the organism in Eukaryota, Fungi, Ascomycota, Pezizomycetes, Pezizales, Tuberaceae. The record is from the annotation of a GenBank genome assembly.
CUAAUACCCGAUCCUUCCUUCCCCCUUGAUUCUCCACCCAGCAUUCUCCCCGAGCACCGCACAUGUUGUCUCUGCCUCUGUGUGGCUCAUCAGCAUCAUGAUCGCCAAAUACAUGACAAAACCAAAACUCCCUCGGCACCGUAUCGUAAUCUACCAGUAUGGUACCGUAUGUGAUAUCGUGGAGUAUCGUAGGCCGCAUACAGUUCUCUAUCCAUUGUGCUCACCCGCACGCGGCUGUUGCCCUCGCGGUUCCGGUGCGAACGGACAGGCAGACAAACAAACAAACAAACAAACUAUCCCGGUGUCGGGCCCCAGACAGCGAUACUCGGGCACAGUAAUCCGUGAUUCUGUGUGGCCCCAUCUGCGAGGAGGCUAAGAGGGGUGUUUUAUCGAUGAAUUCUGUUGGGCUGGUGGGCCGGUGCUCGUCGGAAUUCCUGUUGUGGGUUCACUUCCAUGUGCUGUCCGAGACCUCGUUCAGCUGGAGGAUGCUGUGCAUGGUUGCUGUGACUUAUUUCCGGAUAUCUACAUGCUUGAACGAACGGCGCGGGUUUCCUUUUGUGUCUACGGUAUCUACCGGUAUUUCUUCCCCACCUCACUCGGGGGUUCGUGGGGAUGUUUGCACCGGAUUUUGGAGGAAAGUAGAAAUUAUGACGCUUGUGGGUAAGCUCCGCUCCGCGAUGUGUAAUAUACAGUAAUUCAUACUGUGUUUCUGGCGGGGGGGAAAGCGCAGUGGCCUACGGUACUCGUGCAGUGUGGGAUACCACAAUUGCCGGUUUUCGAUUCGAGGCAUUGAGCCCCGGGUCGAAAGGGCACUUUUCGGGUGCCAAAUCAUGGGUGGAUCUGCUAGAUUUCUAUCCAAAAAAGGCGUCACUAUACGUUACACACACAUCGAAGUCCAGGACUCGCAUACCGGUAAACGUUUUUCAAUCCGGGGGGCUGAAUGCCUCUUCCACCCGGCACUCGAGAAUUGCUCGCUUCCGUAUGAUCUGGCAGGCGAGACAGGGAUUGGAGCGCUUUCACAUGCCACUUUGACUGAAGUUCGGCCGUUGGGGAUGACGGCUUGUGGCUGGUCGGUGGUGUGAGGCUCAAGGAUGUGAUCGACAAGGGAGGAAGGGGAUUGUUUCUUUUUCUUUUCCCUGCUUUUUUUAUUUUUUAUCAGGGGAUUUUGCUAUUCGUGUGUACAGUACCGGUACUGUACUGUACUUUUCCAAGUAGCACUGCAGUGGACGAUCAUUACUGUUGCGUUGGUGUGAGUGAUCCAAUGGAGUUGGAGCCAAGAGGGCCUGGAUUAUUUUUUUUCUCUAGAGGGAGGAAGAGGUGCAGCUGGGUUAUCGAUAUGGUUGAUAAGGUGAAGUGGGCGGGUGGGAAGAGUGGUGGGAGGGGGCGAGAAAACUGUGGGGAUGGGAAGCGAUGUUGUUGGGAGAUGCGGUUGGGCAUGGAGGUUCGGGAUAAAGAGGUUUGAUCCGUUGGAGAAACCUUAUCUGUAUCGGUACUGUAUGGGUACUCGGGUAAUCGAAGCUGUUGGAGGAACCUCAAUUGGCUUUGAAUUUUGGAAUAUUAUGUAUUCAGAAGGCGAGAAAAGGUUCUUUUAGUUGUGUUGAGAAGUCUUGCGAAGCUUAUCGUGGAGAUUCUGAUCGCCUCAUCCAUCAGCUGGGAAGAAGUGGAUCCGGAGGGAGUGCUGAUCUGAUCAUACGGCAUCGUCAGCUCGCACAGGGAAUGAAAGAGGGAAAGUGGUGGUUAGGUAAGGGACAGAAUAAGGUAUUGGUGCCGCGCCUCAACAAAUUCUAAAGUGGGCGAGGAGGAUAAAUAUUUCCCACCGAAACACAGAAGAAAAAGCAAAAAAAGCAGUUGGCCCCCACUUGGCCAGAUCUUAGGAACUAUACAAGUACCGUACACUUGAUUGGUUCAUUCCUGUCUGGCCCUGCAUAAGGGCUUUCUUUUUUAUAUAUAUAUGUGCCUUCUAGAUAAACGUUCGAAUGAGAAGGAAGGAAAAAUAUGGAAGAAGGGCGGCUCCACGGUAGCACGGUAUUCGGUAGACUCGGGCGUUGCCGCGAUCUGUUUUCUUUUGUGUUGCAUACAAACUUCUGGUGAGGAAGGAGGGGGGGAUGGGGAGGCCGUGGUGGUGGGACACCCUACUUCAGUGCUGGUAUUCAUAGUACCGGUAUAAUACCUUUGGGUAGAGAGGCAUACCGGUACAUCUGCUAGAGAGCUCUGCUGGAUGGUGUUUGAGUUUCUUUCGGGACGUAUAGGGAUGGGGGGGCCUAGCCGGAGAAAUGGAUCGGGCUGGGUGGGAGAGGUGGAAAAAAAAGGAAAAAAAAGGUGCAAGAUACGGCAUUUAGAGCCACACUGGUGAUGCAGAGGAAACAAAUGAUCUGUCCUUUCCCCAAAGUUUGUGAAAACUCGGACGGUGACCGAGUUGGAUGGACAGCUCAUGAUCGUCGGGUUUGCUCAGCUCGAAUUGGGAAAUUGAUGCAGAGUCUUUGUCAGACGAAAGGGAAUACGGUACGGUUAAUAGAGCGCUGGAGUGAAUCCCGCUGCUGCGCAGUCUACCGGUAUGAUACAAUACUUGUAGCAAGGCGGAGGAAAGGAGAGGUAUGGUAGACCAUAAGACUGUGUUGUGCUCGAGGAGCAGCGCUGCAGCGGGCAGUACAGUGCGAGGUCACUUGGUCAAGUGUUCUGUCUGUUCCUCCCUUGCCUCUUCCUCCCUUCCCGGAAUCCGCCAGCAAAGAAAAUUUAUGCCCCUCCCGGAAGGUAAAAGAAAAUAAAAAAAAAAUAGAAAACCGAGCCAUUCCCUCUCGGACCCUGUUUGCCGCUGCUUCCCUCCCCCUGAUAUUUUUUUUUCCAGAUUGUCCUAGGGCUAUGGUCUAGCGAGCCACCCGAGAAUUAUACUACUUCCUCCUCUCUUUCUCACCGUAUAUCUCUGUGCUUCUCCACCACCGUCCCCUUGCCAUCCUCCACUUCCUUUAAAGAUCUGGAGCUGGCCGCGGGAGAGUCGAAGAAACUAAAACCAAAGACAACUAAAGAGCAACAACCAAAGGGUGAACAGGAAUUGAACCGCACGUGAAGAUAAAUGGGUGAGUUUUUUUUUUCUCUUUCUUUUCCGAUUCGUUUAUCCAAUUGCUUCCGGGAGGGGUGGAGACCCGCAUUUGCAUGUUGUGUUGCCUUUUUUCCCGAUGCUUGACCUACAGCGAGGCAAAUGGGGGAUCGAAUGAAAGGGGGUUGGCUAUUCUAGAGAAAAUUGGCCGAGGGGGGAAUAGACCUUGGGCCUAAUAGAAGACAGCCUACACCUGAAUUGCGAGAGAGUCUGGAGAGGUGAUGCGAUAGCUGACCAUUUUCAACCCGCGGGUACCGUAGGACUUGAUCUUCUGAACAUGGCUACCCGUUCUAGAACUCGCAAGUCUUCAAUUUCCCAGGCGUCCACCCCUCUCACCGCCAAUUCAACCUCAUCUUCAAAGGCCCCAUCCGCCUCGUCCUCAUCGACUUCACUUUCAUCUAUGGCGCUGGUCAAUGAGAAAUCCCGAAAGCCGAUGUUGGAUACCUACGGAAAUGAGUUUGAGUUCCCGGACUUCACCAUCAAGCAGAUUCGGGAUGCCAUUCCUACUCACUGCUACAAGAGCUCCACCCUCCGCUCCCUCGGUUACGUAGCCCGUGAUCUGGCUUUGGUGUCCUCCAAUUUCUAUGCCUUCAAGUUCCACAUCAUCCCCGCUCUGGCGGAAUACCACCCUGCCUCCAGGUUUGUUGCGUGGGGAGUGUACUCGUUUGUUCAGGGGCUUUUCGCUACCGGUUUGUGGGUUCUUGCUCACGAAUGUGGGCAUGGUGCGUUUUCUCCUUCGAAGACAGUAAACGACCUUGUUGGAUGGGUUCUCCACUCCUCCCUCCUCGUCCCCUUCUGGUCUUGGAAGAUUUCCCACGGAAAGCACCACAAGGCAACUGGAAAUCUCGAGCGUGACAUGGUUUUCGUCCCUAAGUCUCGUGAGGAAUACUCGCGCCGCUAUGCCGGUGGUAUUGGCCACGACAUCGCCGAGUUGACCGAGGAGACCCCUAUUGCAACCUUGGUGCACCUUAUCGGCCAGCAGCUAUUGGGGUGGCCCAUGUAUCUUGUAAACAACGUUACCGGGCACCCCUACCACGAGCGCCAGUCUGAGGGACGCGGGAUUGGAAAGAGGAAUGGAUGGUUCGGUGGUGUCAAUCAUUUCGACCCCCGGAGUCCGUUGUACGAGAACCGAGACGCCAAGUGGAUUCUGUUGAGCGAUGUCGGCAUUGCCGUGAUGAUGUACUUCCUUUACCAGGCCGUUCAGAUUUGGGGUUUGGCGAACAUCGCGAUCUGGUACAUUGGUCCGUAUUUGUGGGUGAAUCACUGGCUCGGUAAGUUUUGUCAUUACAUCAUUGAAUCCAUUUGUCGGUCUCUGGCGGUUACGAUCGGUUGGCUAAGGCAGAUCAUCAGUUGCCAUCACGUUCCUCCAGCACACCGACCCUUCGCUUCCUCACUACCACCCCGAGUCCUGGACCUACACCCGUGGUGCCGCCGCAACUAUUGAUCGCGAAUUCGGCUUCAUUGGUCGUCAUCUCCUCCACGGUAUCAUCGAGACCCACGUUGCCCACCACUUCGUCUCUAGCAUCCCCUUCUACAAGGCCGACGAGGCCACCGAGGCCAUCAAGAAGGUUAUGGGCAAGCACUAUCGAUCCGACACGGAAGGCGGCCCAGCUGGCUUCCUAUGCGCUCUCUGGCGAUCCUCCCGUUGGUGCCAGUUUGUUGAGCCCAGUGAGGGUGCCGAUGGUGAAGAAAAGGGGGUCGUCUUCUUCAGGAAUCGAAACGGUCUUGGUGUUCCACCCGUCAGUCGGGAGAUUGUUUCCGAGGUGUCUUUUGAGAAGGAGGGCCCUGUUGUUCAAGUCAUGGAAGUCAGUGACUCGGAGUAAAUAUGUGAUGCCAUUUUCUUUCUCCGUUUGUUUUUUUAUUGUGGGAAACAACGUACAUUUUGUGCGCUACCUUUAGAGAUGGGUGUUUUGUUAUUUUUCUUUGCCUGUUAAUAAACAAAUUUUCCACAUAUCUGUUCUGUCCAGAGGGGCGGGGUAAAAAAAAUAAGGGAGUAUAAACAUUCUUUUCCACUUUUCUUCUUUUUUUUUUCCGGAGACUCUUUAUGGAUAGCUUGCGUUUGUCUAUUCUUCCCUCUCUUUAGUUUCCCCAUUGCUGCGACAGCGUUUGUUGUGUGGGAUUGAGAUAAAAUUUUAUGAGAUGAAUGAGAGCAGACAGUUGGCUAAACCG